Messenger RNA from Arachis ipaensis, 1407 nucleotides. RefSeq lists its product as uncharacterized. Lineage: Eukaryota; Viridiplantae; Streptophyta; Magnoliopsida; Fabales; Fabaceae. The record is from RefSeq and is a predicted model, not a curated record. Gene Ontology annotation, biological process: negative regulation of DNA-templated transcription; signal transduction. Gene Ontology annotation, cellular component: nucleus.
UGCCACUUCUUGAAGACCUCAAUUCUCAGAAAAACCCGCACAUAAGAGAAGAGAAGAAAGAUCAAAGUGUUCAAACUUAAGAUGAGGUGAAACUCACGCUCUCUCCUCUCAUUGCCACGUGGAACUCCUCAUAAAAACACGACACACCCCCAACAACAUCGUCAUCAAUGUGUUAUUCACUCUUCUUUUACUUCUUCUUCUUCUUCUUCCAUAUCAAAUUUGCAGCCCCCACACACUUACUUUUUGUUGUGACAUUCCCACUGUGUGAAGAGAACUCUAGGUGUCUUCUGUUGAAGGCCUUUUCUUUCUUUCUUUCUUUCCCUUUGAGUUCAAUGGAGACAGUUUAUGGUGAGGAACAGAUGAAGUGCAGCAACAAAAUAGACCUGACAUUGAAGCUGUCACCUUGUGGUGAUGAGAAAGAAGAAGAGAGGAGGAGGAAGCUGAAGAGGUCAUUAUCAGUGAUGAAAGAUGGAAGCAUCACAUUUCUGCCAUGUCUGAACAGAUCAAGCUCUUUGCCAUCAGAGGCUGAGGAUAGCAAUGGCAAGAGAAUGCUGCAUGAAAGGCUUAGGAGGAUUGCUAUGGCUGUCAAUGGUGCCAACUUCUUUCAAGUCAAGUCACUUUUAAAUCCUUCCGGGAAUUCAAACCAUAUGCAGGAUGCACAUAAGGCACAAUCAAGCUCAGCUAAAGGACCCAACCUCAACAACAAUGCAUCAACCACGAAAACAAAUGAUUCCAUGGCUUCCAACAAAACAACAAACAUCAAUGCAAAGGCGGUCGACCUCAUCGACCUCAACACCGAAGCAUCAACCACAGAGCAAAACAAUUCCUUGGCUUACAAGAAAACAACCACCACCGAUGCAAAGGAGGCGGAAGGCCUUGACCUCGACACCAAUGCAUCAACAACGAAGAAAAAUGAUUGCCUGACUUCCAAGAAAACAAUAAACACAGAUUCAAAGGAGAAGAUUCCAGACAAGAGAUUCAAGCUAGGGAACUACUGCAGCCUGAAAGGGGAUGUGAUGGAGAUCCUUAGGCAGAUACCGAGUGUGACGACGACAGGAGACGGCCCUAACGGGAGAAGAGUAGAAGGGUUUCUUUACAAGUACAGGAAUCGCCAAGCUUGCAUUGUGUGUGUUUGCCAUGGUAACUUCCUCACUCCAGCAGAGUUCGUUAUGCAUGCUGGUGGCAAGGAAGUCGAAAACCCAAUGAAGCAAAUCACUGUUUAUUUCAGUCCAUUCUAGAGGUAAGCAAGUUGGAUUCAUAACUAUGAAUCUUAGAUUAGUAUGUAGAGGGAGCGUGGAAAUUGUCAAUCAAAACUAUCUUUUAUUAGUUUAACUUCCAUAAUUAUUCAUGGUUUUAAAAUUAAAAAAAAAAUAUCGCCACCCCAUAAUUCUAUGCAUGGAUCAAUCA